AUGAUCGCGGCAUUCAGGCCCUCCUCGGACGCCAAUGCGGUCUCCUGGAACUGGUACAUUUGCUGGACCAUUGCGGAGAUCUCUUUCGACGCGGCCGUUUUCACCGUUCGUGUUAUCGCAUUCCUCAAUACAUCGAUCAGGCGGGUCGUUGUACCGAUGCCAUCCGGCCGAUACACUGCUGCGUUGUGCGACCCAUUCCUGUCGGUGCUGUGCGAUCCGGUCACAUCAGCAAUCGGAUCGCUUUUGCCUGACAGGACCCCCCACUACCGGGCAUCCAACGCCCCAUCCUCGGCGGAUCGCCGCAGCAGUUGUAUGUUAUCUGCUAGCUAUGCAAUGCGCCUGGGAGGACACGCCUUGUGUCUUUUCCAGAUGUUGUUGAUGUCAUCAGAUGCCUCGCACAGGAACAUGUCCCAUGGACAAAGAGCGGAAUGUGUUGUACUGCUGAUCUGA
Molecule: messenger RNA, 450 nt
Organism: Fusarium odoratissimum NRRL 54006
Lineage: Eukaryota; Fungi; Ascomycota; Sordariomycetes; Hypocreales; Nectriaceae
Exons: 1
Coding region: 1-450 (149 amino acids)
Source: RefSeq, a predicted model, not a curated record